AUGUCUGCCGACGCAACCAUCAACACCGCCACGGGCAACCACGCCGUGGACCCGUACAAGACUCAGAACUUCGAGGACCCUCCUCUCCCCCAGAAGAUCGAGGAGCUGGUCGACUUUAUCUCUGAAGUCAAGUUCGGCAUGUUGACGACGAAGCAAUCCGAGGGAGAAUUCCUCACCUCGCGCUGCAUGGCUCUCGCCGGAAAGGAAAAUGGCGGCAUCGACCUCAUCUUCCACACCAACCUCUUCUCCGGAAAGACAAUGGACCUCACCCUCCACCCUCAAGAAACGAACAUGUCCUUCCUGGACCCCGUGAACGGCGCCUGGGCGUCAAUCUCCGGAACCGCCUCCAUCAUUUCCGACCCCUCUGUUGUUGCGAAGUACUACUCGCCGGCAUUGAAGGCAUGGCUGGGUGACAUGGGCGAUGGAGUGCACGAUGGUUCGCCCUCCGACCCCCGUAUUGGUGUGAUCAAGCUCGAGGCGAAGCUGGCAACUCACGUUGUUUCCCGGAAGGGACUGCUGGGUCGUGCGGUCGAUACGGUGAAGGGUGCCGUUCAAGGCAAUGUCCCUGCCAUCAACAGCAUCCGGGAAUUGAGUCUGGAAGAGCUGGCUGAGUGGCGCAAAUCUCACCCGAACUAA
Molecule: messenger RNA, 636 nt
Organism: Penicillium argentinense
Lineage: Eukaryota; Fungi; Ascomycota; Eurotiomycetes; Eurotiales; Aspergillaceae
Product: blue light-inducible protein Bli-3
Exons: 3
Coding region: 1-636 (211 amino acids)
Source: RefSeq, a predicted model, not a curated record